AUGGCGCCAGGGCAGAGUGACUCGCAAUAUGAUGCAAAAGAUUUAGAAUGGUAUCCUACUGCGUUUAUUGUGGUCACGGCGGAAGAUGUAGAUGAUACAGGGUUGCUUUUUGUCUACGUCGACGAUGAAACCGAAGACGACGACGAGACUGCAGAGUGUAGGACGGACAAAUUCUUCUUCAAGCAGGAAGAUGCAAAUAUGAUGUUGUCGAGUCUGGUCUAUGAUGACGAUACUUGUGCGAGGUCAAAGGAAAUAUAUGGAUAUUGA
Aureobasidium uvarum is the source of this 267-nucleotide messenger RNA. The record is from the annotation of a GenBank genome assembly. Lineage: Eukaryota; Fungi; Ascomycota; Dothideomycetes; Dothideales; Saccotheciaceae.